CGUAGACCGUUAAGUCUGGUCUGGUCCAUGGUCUGUAUUAUUUUAUAUUUUGAUCUCUUGGUCUGGUCUGGUCUAGACCGCGGUUUACCGGACCAAACCGUUGAUCCAACCGACUUGUCAAUACGUGUCAACAUCCCAUUCGACCACUCUCCCAACUCCCAUAACGACACCCAAGUCUCAACCUUAGUUUUGUGAAUCUCGUCCCUCCUUCAUUCACAACCACAUUUAACCAGAGAGUAGAGAUAAUCGUGUCUCCAUAUAACAUUAUGGUGCAAGUUGAGAUGCUUUUACUUUGUAUCUUUGUUAUGUACUAAGAUUUCGGGUAUCAAAUUACUCAUAUGUUAGGAUUAAUGUUUUAAGGCAAAUAACAAUUAUUUUUCUUGGUUAUUGGUUCAAUUUUUUGUGUGGUUGACUAAACAAAUUAUUCAUUUUUUGUUAAGUGUGAUCUAUCUGUGCCAGAUCAAACCGAACCAGACCGUACAAACGUGAUUUGGACCAGACCGUAUAGUCUGUGAUCUGGUCUAUGUUCUAUACUUAAACCUCUAAAUCUAAACCACCGUUUCCCGGCCCUAGUUAUUAGUGAGGACCACACCCACGGCCACUGAUUUUCCUCAUAAUCUCCUUCCCCUUUCCAAGAAAAGGGCACCGUUUGAGAAAACUAAUCCGCCUUAACCCUUUUUAACAAGUAGCUUUGACCAUCGGAAUGCUAGCUAGCUAGUCGUUGCGACAGUUGGUAAACACACAAAUUACACAAAUAAAAUAAACUUAUUAUUACUAGAUUUUUGCGCCUAAUAUAACUUUUCCGGUGCCCAAAAAACAAAAGAACUGAAAAAACUGCAAACCACAAUUCCCCACAAGUAAUUUAUUAAAUUAAUCAAUUCCUCACCACCUCUUGAGUCAUGAGUGCCAUGCCAUUUUCCUGCCUCAUUUCUGCACCUGCAAGGAAGAGUUCUAACUUCUACAGAAACAAACGAAAAAAACUCUAUCCAUCCACCAGACAACCACUCCUCCUCCAUGGGGAAACAGCAAAUUACAAACCCUAUCCCCUGAAUUCAUACAUACUCUCUGCAGGUCAUGUUUUUUCACCACGGGGUCACAAGUUCGAUGUACGCACAUGUUUAAUACGACCCCAAUCGUAUCAGUAUCUGACAAAUACACGAGAAAUCCGUUUACAAUCCUAAUUACGAUCACAUAAAAAAAAAAAAAACUCUUCUCAGAACAACAAUCCAAUAGUCUGGAGGAAUUCAGCUUGUGAACACACCAUGCCCAGUUCACGUCGUUGCGCAUAGAAAUAUGCAUUUGAUUUAAAUUCGUCGACAUUCUUGUUUAUUUAUUUCUCGACCAACUUAAAAAAAAAAAAAAAGACCCUACAGCCAGCCUUCUCUCUGGCAGUGGGUGAUGACUUCUUCAAGCCUGUAUAUUUUAUUGAGCUAUAUACAGUUAGUAUGAACAAAUAUAUUAUGCAUAGGAUUUUUAAAAAAAAAGGGGAAACAAAUUAGAAUUCUGAAGCCUCACCUCCAUGCCUAUAAGUACACAGCUCCCAUUGUUACACCAAACCCUCAAAAAACAAAGAAAGCAGCUCCCUUUCCCCCCAGCAAGCCUUCUUUCACCAACCUGAACAAAGAAGAAGAAGAAAAUGGAGUGCAAGAAGUCCAACAAGAUCAGAGAAAUCGUCAGGCUGCAACAAAUCCUGAAGAAAUGGAGAAAGGUUGCCAACUCAUCCAAGCCCACCUCCAUCACCACCACCACCAUCACCGGUUCGCCUACAACCACCACCAACAGCAGCAGCGGCAGCAAGAGCAUAAAGUUCCUGAAGAGAACUCUGUCAUUGUCAGAGAGAAGCAGCAGCAGCAGCGACGAUGGCACAGUGCCGAAGGGUUACCUGGCGAUCAGCGUCGGGCUGGAGCAGAAGCGGUUCACGAUCCCGACGGAGUACCUGAGCCACCCUGCAUUCCACAUCCUGCUGAGGGAGGCAGAGGAGGAGUUCGGGUUCCAGCAGGCCGGGGUCCUGAGGAUCCCUUGCGAGGUCUCGGUGUUCGAGAGCGUGGUGAAGAUCGUCGAGGAGAAGAAAGGUGGUGCUGUCUACUUCACGCAGCAGCAGCAGGAUUGCAGGUUUGACUUUGAAGAUGGUGCAGCAGGAGGGUAUGGUUACUGUUCAUUGCCAGGGCAGCAGGGCAGUGCUCCGGCUCACCACCCUCAAAGCCCUAUGUGCAGAUGAUUUCUGUAUUGACAAUGUCAUUGUUUUUCACUUCUUCUUUUUUCCCCCCUUUUUUCUUGUGUGACCCUCGUUCCACUUUUUUCUUCUUGUUGGAUGAGGUCAUGUAAUUGGUAGAGAGAGAGACAGAUCCUGCGGGAGGUAGUUCAAUAACUUCGAUUCUUCAAUGUUUGAGAAAGAGAGAGAGAGAUGUCCUUGUAAGAGAUCACUGUUUCUUCCAAAUCUGCAGAAACAACCCAGAUAAAAUAUCCAUCUGUGAUUCACAUUUCUGUUUCUACUCCAAUUUUCUCCGGCGCAUGGAAAAGCACCACCGGUGACUGGUUGUUUGGCUCUAUCAAAGACUCAGUGGAGGUAACCAAACAGACAUGCAAUACUUUCCAGUAACUCUGUUACAAGCGGACGGCAAUACACAAAUGAUAGCCUGCGCCUUUUACUUUGACGUCAACAAUUAUCUAGUAAGAAAAAAUUAGCUUUACCCCUUCAAUAGAGGCUAAAAUCUGAACAAAGUUAAUCCAUCAAAGAUUCCUAGCAUUCAACAACCUGACUCAGCAUUUUUCAAACUACCAAGUCCAGAACCCUGAAAACCUAGGGAAACCCCAACCUCCCAAUUGUUAAAUCAUUCUUCAUCAGGAAUUCCUUGCCACCGACAGGCGACAGCUUCGUAACAAACCGACUUUAUCAAGUUACAAACAGUUUCAGGGUAUCUGAGACUGGGGAUGAUGAUGGGGUAAAUGCAAGAACAACCAACAUGAUAGAUGACACUGUGAACUAAUUCAAUAUAACCAGCCAGCCAUAUUCGGUCUGCAAAUCUAAAUAUCACAGCCGUUGGGUGCAUGCAUGACAAUCAACUAACGAUUAUGGAUCGCGAUCAAUCAACCGAUAAGGAUAUACAUCGUUAUGCCAACUCCCAUGAGCGUCGUAAACCCAAUUCUGAAAAUUUUGAACAAGUUCAGGAAAACUUUUUGGGUACGAAAUGCUGUGGAAAACACACGUUACUGCACUUGGAUAAAAAAACAUUUCUUAUUUAAGCUGGCCAAACAUUGGUACCAAUGAUAAGUGGUAUAACAGUACAGCAUCCUAUGCAAUUUGAAUACGGAAACCUGUACAGCAGCAGAUGCAUAAUUACAGCAGCUAGCUUAGCUAGCUUAGUGCACAAACCAAGUCGUGCAUAAAAUACUCAUCCAUUUGCAGAGCAUUCACAUGUAUAAUCCACAUGGUGAGACCAGGAAAUGGCACGCCAAAUCCCCUCUUAUGGUCCUCACCAUGAGAGGCCCAAAAUGAAAGAAAGAAAGAAGUCUGUAGGACUCCAUAUGACUUUCUUCUUGGGCAAAAUAAUAAUAACAAUGCUAAUAAUGAGACUUGUACUACAAGGGGAAAUGAUAAUGAGAUCCAUUAAAAAAGGGGAACUCACAUGUUAUCAUUUCAAUACACACCAUUUCUCCUGACAAAUCUCGAUGCCCUUAUCGGUGCCACAACCCGAAAUCAAUCAUCAUGCCAAAUGGGAAAUUAAAUAUCCUGAUAAUAUAUGAUUAUUAAUAAACCAGACUUGCAGUCACAGAAAACUAAAUUCAUGCCAGAGCUGUACAUACCAACUUCUGAUACAGAAUUGACUAACAGCUAAUGGAGACAAAUUUAAUUAGCAUUGUUCACCAAAAUCCAAAAGGUUAGCAUAUAUAUUGUUUAGUGAUCAUUAGAUGAACAUCCUCGUCGGUCAAUGGCAUAACAAGAAGGGCAGGGAAAAGUAGAGUCAAAUGAUUCAUACAUUAGAUUUAUUUUGAGAUGUUCGAUUAAAUUGGAACGAUAUAAAGAAGAUUCGCAUGGUCCUGCAUAAGGAAUACACCGCAUAAAUCGGC
This is a messenger RNA of Linum trigynum, 4068 nucleotides long. The record is from the annotation of a GenBank genome assembly. NCBI's taxonomy places the organism in Eukaryota, Viridiplantae, Streptophyta, Magnoliopsida, Malpighiales, Linaceae.